AGCCGUGCGCAGAUCGGCAGGGAGGGCGCUCGGGGUCGUGUGCAAACCGCGUGUGGCGCAGCCAGCAGGGACUCAACGGUAGCAGGAGUGACGCGUGAGAGGCCAGUCUCAAGUCUCGCGCGCGCCCGCGUGCUUGCGUACGUAGGUAGGGAGGAGAAGGGCGAGAGGAGAGUCCCGGCCUCGGCGGAACCGAGAGAGGUAAGGAGCGGAGGACGAGCAAGAAGGCCGAGCGCGGGGAAGAAGACUUACGGGGUGGAAGGCGCUCUCUGACGGAGGCGAGCUACAGGAGGAGGGCGCUGCCUUGCUGCGGCCUACUGCGCGGGAAAAAAAUAUUUUCUGCCUCGUCCAUCGGAGGCCGGGAAAAAGGGUCUGAAAGAAAACCUAACUGCAGCUAUGAGCAGCAACGAGUGCUUCAAGUGUGGACGUACUGGCCACUGGGCUCGGGAAUGCCCCACUGGAAUUGGCCGUGGCCGUGGAAUGCGAAGCCGUGGUAGAGGCUUCCAGUUCAUGUCUUCAUCACUUCCAGACAUCUGUUACCGCUGUGGUGAGUCUGGUCAUCUUGCCAAGGAUUGUGAUCUUCAGGAGGAUGAAGCCUGCUAUAACUGCGGUAGAGGUGGCCAUAUUGCUAAGGACUGCAAGGAACCCAAGAGAGAGCGAGAGCAGUGCUGUUACAACUGUGGCAAACCUGGCCACUUGGCUCGUGACUGUGACCAUGCUGAUGAGCAGAAGUGCUAUUCUUGUGGGGAAUUUGGACACAUUCAGAAGGACUGCACCAAAGUUAAAUGCUAUAGGUGUGGUGAAACUGGCCACGUAGCCAUCAACUGCAGCAAGACUAGUGAAGUCAACUGCUAUCGUUGUGGCGAGUCAGGACACCUUGCACGGGAAUGCACAAUUGAGGCUACAGCUUAACUGUUUUCCUUUGUCGCCCCUCCUUUUUCUGAUUGAUGGUUGUAUUAUUUUUCUCUGAAUCCUCUUCACUGGCCAACGGUUGGCAGAUAGAGGCUACUCCCAGGCCAGUGAGCUUUACUUGCCGUGUAAAAGGAGGAAAGGGGUGGAAAAAUCGACUUUCUGCAUUUAACUACAAAAAUGUUUAUGUUUAGUUUGGUAGAGGUGUUAUGUAUAAUGCUUUGUUAAAGAACCCCCUUUCCGUGCCACUGGUGAAUAGGGAUGGAUGAGUGGAACGAGUCAAGUCAGACCAGCAAAGCCUCCCUGGGUUCCAUGGAAGUGAUCAAAUGCAGGAGGGAAACUGGAAGUGUCUGAACUUCACAGUAUUACGUUAUUAUUACAAUAAUGGCCUUGGAUUGUCUGACCUCAGUAGCAGUAUAAUGACAUCAAGUAAUAUCUGUAUGGGGCCUUAACUAGAGCAAGUAGCUAAGUGGAUAAACAAAACAAUACACAUGCCUGUUACUGGCCAUGAGAGUGAGGGAGAAAUCGAGAAUUGAAGUAACGGUAAUACAAUAAGUGAGUGUCUAAUAUAAGGUAUCAAGGUAAUGGGAAACGUUGAAUAAAUACUUCAAAAUAAAUCAAAACCCAGAACAUCAUUGCUUAGAGCAUACACAAUUUGGAGUUAUUCAGGACUUGAAAAGAAAUGCAUUUUCACAGAAAUCAAGAUGUUAUUUUUGUAUACUAUAUCACUUAGACAACUGUUGAGUUUCAUUUGCUUGUAAUCAGUUUUUAAAGUCAGAUGGUAAAAGCAAUUGAAGUCCUAGAAUAUAGAAAUGUAAUUUUAAACUAUCAAUAAAGCUGGAGGAGGAAGGGGA
Messenger RNA from Sphaerodactylus townsendi, 1760 nucleotides. RefSeq names its product CCHC-type zinc finger nucleic acid binding protein (gene CNBP). Gene Ontology annotation, cellular component: cytoplasm. The coding region runs from base 394 to 909 and encodes 171 amino acids. Gene Ontology annotation, biological process: positive regulation of cytoplasmic translation. Gene Ontology annotation, molecular function: single-stranded RNA binding; zinc ion binding; translation regulator activity. NCBI's taxonomy places the organism in Eukaryota, Metazoa, Chordata, Lepidosauria, Squamata, Sphaerodactylidae. The record is from RefSeq and is a predicted model, not a curated record. The transcript is spliced from 5 exons.